Anisakis simplex (herring worm) is the source of this 270-nucleotide messenger RNA. Lineage: Eukaryota; Metazoa; Nematoda; Chromadorea; Rhabditida; Anisakidae. The record is from the annotation of a GenBank genome assembly.
AUGACAUUCGUUUACCUGCAGAAAUUCGUUCGAUUCUGGUUAGCUGACUACGCGUUGUUGCAUGACGGUAGAAUCGAUGAAACGAAACCGAUUAUCACCAAUCGAAAGCCGAUGUUCACCUAUGCUCCAUAUUACAAGGGUGCAUCUGUUUUAUAUAUGCUGAAUAAUGCAGUCGGAUUCUCGGUGAUGCGCGACGGUCUUCGUGCCUACUUCAAGGCAAAUGCCUUCAAAACAACCACCGAAAAGAUUUUAUGGGCUGCCAUUACCAAA